Molecule: messenger RNA, 988 nt
Organism: Helicoverpa zea (corn earworm)
Lineage: Eukaryota; Metazoa; Arthropoda; Insecta; Lepidoptera; Noctuidae
Exons: 2
Coding region: 57-794 (245 amino acids)
Source: RefSeq, a predicted model, not a curated record
UUUUGUUAUGACGAAGGGCAAGUGGCAUUGAUAGUGUCCACAUUACCUACAUCAGAAUGUUGAACAUGAUGGGAAUUCCACGUAAUUUCUCGUUAAGCCUGAUCAUGACAGAUCAGAGCGAACAGCCCAAACAAGAGAAGGCAAAACAAAUGGAGUAUUUCGGAAUUUAUCGGAAAGACUCCCUAUUUGUAAGAAUGGAGAAGAUCUUCAGAAAAAUAUUGACCCCGGUGCCGGAACUGAUAAGUCAAGAUCCUGACCCAAUGCCCCGCCUUCAGUAUCUCCCGGAUUACAUAGCCGACCUCAUCCGCCGCAAAAAGGAUUUGAAAAGGCAAUGGGAUGAAAAUCCCCAUGAUCGCAGUAUUGAAAAGAAUUACCACCAGUUAAGAGAAGAUAUAAGGACGAGGAUUCGGCACCAUGCAGCCAUUCUGAAGUAUUUUGACUUCCUAACAAAAACAUAUCAACGUGGGGAGGAAAAAAAUCAUUUUUCUACUGCGAUCGAUACAGAUCAUGUUCAAAGUUUAGUGAAUUACUUCAGAGAGCAUGAAGACGAUCGUUACCUCUUGUUAAUCAUGUUUGUAACGAACGAGUUUACUAGGGAGCUGGGAACACAGAGGGAACUAGAGGACAAGUCAGAGCCCAUCCACUAUUACUACUUCUGGUACGCAAUAUAUGCUACUUAUGGAGAUUUCGUAUUAACGCCGCCACGUCAUCGGAAGUACUUUAAAUCAAAGUCAAAUAGUCAAUCUAAUUUAGACCUUUACGAGCACUUAUAUGAACAUCAUAAAUAUAACUAAGAUUGAUUCUAGUUGCCCAUUCCAAAAGUAGCUUCCUAUGGAGAGGAACGGGCAAGAAACUCCAUGGUUAAUCUUUUUAAAUCAUAUGAAAACCGAUGGAAAAGAAACGUAAUAAAAAGUGAAAUAAUAACCCAGUUGUACUUUUAACCGUUAACCCUAUUUAAGCAUACAAAUAAACGAGUUUUUAAUUUUAA